Molecule: messenger RNA, 432 nt
Organism: Fusarium musae
Lineage: Eukaryota; Fungi; Ascomycota; Sordariomycetes; Hypocreales; Nectriaceae
Exons: 1
Coding region: 1-432 (143 amino acids)
Source: RefSeq, a predicted model, not a curated record
AUGCACUUCCCAAGUCUCGCCGGGACCCUCGCCCUCGCAGCAUCCACCGUAGGCGCUGCGAAGAUCAACCUCGAAAUCGGCUACUUUUCCCUCGUCAUCCCCCCCACCACUGGCAACACACCUGGUAUCGGCUGUGGUCCAUGGGCACUGGCCACAGGUGUCGAUGGCUCUACCAAGAGUCCCACCGGUAUGAAAGGAAGCGACGAGUGCCCCAACUCAGAGCUCAGGAACUUCUGUCAGCGGUUCGGAUGUCCCCAGACGUUGAGAUUCGGCGACACGCUUGCUUUCCAGAUUCAGUCUGGCAGUGGACAGAGUCUUACGGUGAAAGGGAGCGUUCUCAAUGGAAAGUCGCAGACUGUGACGUGUGGACGAUCUGUCGUGACGCACUCUGGGAAUAAGUACCGUACGAACAUCUGCUACUUUGAUCUUUGA